Messenger RNA from Schistosoma turkestanicum, 399 nucleotides. The record is from the annotation of a GenBank genome assembly. Lineage: Eukaryota; Metazoa; Platyhelminthes; Trematoda; Strigeidida; Schistosomatidae.
AUGCAAAAUUCGAUUCGGUUACAGUUAAUUUUUAUGCCUGUUGUAGCAGCAUCAGAUAAUUUAAUAAACGAAUUAGUUGAUCAUCAGCAACAUCAUCAUCAUUCUGAUAAUUUAUCAUGUGAAACUAUUUACAAUAAUGACACGUUUAAUAAUAAUAAUACAACUGAUGUUUCUUCAGAUCCAAUCGAUGAUAAUCAUAACUUAUUAUCUUAUUUAUCAUCAUCAUCCACAACAACAACAACAACACAAUUAUGUUUACCAAUUGGUACUCCUUAUAAAACAUCCAAUAUUAUAAUGGAUGCCAUUAGAAAUACAUGUGAACAUUCUAUUCCGCCAAAUGAAACUCUAUCUAUUAUACCAAGUCAACAAUUACAAAAAAAGUUUUAUAACCCCGGCUAA